Messenger RNA from Medioppia subpectinata, 2066 nucleotides. The record is from the annotation of a GenBank genome assembly. NCBI's taxonomy places the organism in Eukaryota, Metazoa, Arthropoda, Arachnida, Sarcoptiformes, Oppiidae.
GCCAUUGAACUGAACCAACAAAAUGUGGUCCGAUUUCUUGUCAAACAGAAUGUGAAUCAAUUGAAGACCGAUAUCUACGGCCGAAACGCCCAACAAAUGGCCAUACAUUUCGGUAAUCCAGAAGUUCUCGAUGUUUUGCGACAAUCGUUAAUACAGGCCGAAUCGACCGGUUCUCUGGCCAAUGAAAGCAAAGUAUUGGUACUAUUCUCGGGCGGAACCAUCGGAAUGAUGAAGAACCAUAAGGGAGUAUAUGCGCCAAAAGCUGGUGCUUUGGUUCCGGCCCUCCGAAAGUACCCCCAACUCCACGAUCCGGAAUAUGUGAUCAAACAUAUGAAAAUGCCUGAGAAUCAGUCACCACUUGUCUUACCAGAUACGGGCGAAUCAAGUCGUGUCGUGUACACCAUCUAUGAAUAUGAGCCGCUGUUGGACUCAUCCAACUUCACGGUUGACGACUGGAUCACUAUCGCACUCGAUAUACAGCGAAAUUACCAUCACUUCAACGGUUUUGUUAUACUUCACGGAACCGAUACAAUGUCAUACACGGCGUCCGCUCUGUCCUAUAUGUUGGAGAAUUUAGGCAAAACAGUGGUCAUAACCGGGAGUCAAAUCCCAUUGUUUGAGCCCCGAAGCGAUGGCCGCGAAAACUUACUUAAUUCGUUGAUAAUUGCGGGCAAUUAUUGUAUACCAGAAGUGACGAUACUAUUUAACAAUAAACUCAUGCGAGGGAACCGCACCUGUAAAGUGUCCACAAGUCAUUUGGACGCAUUUGAUUCGCCAAAUAUGGCCCCUUUGGUCACAAUCGGCAUCACUAUUAAUGGUAGGAAAAUCAGAGAUAAAUUAUCAGUUCGGGCCUUCUUAACACAUCCAAUAGAGGGUGUAGUUCUCCAGACAUACGGCGCCGGGAAUGCGCCGUCCAAUCGGCGCGAUAUUCUGGAAGAGUUCCGUAAAGCCACAGAUCGGGGCGUUAUUAUUGUUAAUAUAACCCAAUGCUGGAGCGGACAAGUGGUGGCCAGUUAUGAAACGGGCAACGCUCUCGUCGAGGCCGGAGUCAUAUCCGGUUCCGAUAUGACACCCGAGGCCUGUCUCACCAAACUUUCAUAUGUCUUGAGUAAACAAGAGUGGGAUAACAAACAGAAGAGAAAAAUAAUUGAAAGCAAUUUGUGCGGAGAAUUGAGCACUUAUUUGGACACAAAAUACGAAGACAUUGAGCUGAUCCGCGGAAUCGCUCAAUCGUUACGAGUGUCGACCGGACAGGAGAUGCAGGCGUUGCGGAACGCCUUAUACCCGGCCAUUGUGUGCGCCAUCGCAGCCAAAGGCGAUGUCAAUGAACUGGAAAAACUUCGAGAGUCAUCGGCGGUGGACCUGUCGUCGCCCGACUAUGAGCUCCGGACACCGCUUCACACCGCCGUAUCCAAUGGUCACAAAGAGGUUGUCGAGUAUCUAUUGAGCGAAGGAUCUAAUGUUCACGCGAAGGACAAGAACCACGAGACACCCUUACAGAUAGCCAUCCGACACGAUCUCAAAGAAAUUGUGGAGAUGUUAUUACUGGCCGGCGCUCACCUCGAUAUACAACCCAUACGGGCGGCCAAUUUGGCCACAAAAGCCGCGGCCAAAGGCGACGUCACCCGACUUGAAACCCUGUGUAUGGCAGGCGUUGAUUUCAACCAAGUGGACUCAUUCGGUAGGACACCAUUACACGUGGCCAUUGAACUGAACCAACAAAAUGUGGUCCGAUUUCUUGUCAAACAGAAUGUGAAUCAACUGAAGACCGAUAUCUACGGCCGAAACGCCCAACAAAUGGCCAUACAUUUCGGUAAUCCAGAAGUUCUUGAUGUUUUGCGACAAUCGGUUUAAUCUGUAAACUCAACACAAUAUCAAUCAGAAUAUUUAAAACAAUAUAUUGUUAUUAUUGUCCGAUUUAUUAGUUAAUCCAUUAGUUAAUCGUUGGAUAAGAAAUAUCUAAUUUAUUUAUUACCAAUCAUUUAUCAUUACCGUAUUUUUAUUAAUAUAAAUUCAAUUAAAUUCUUGUUAAAAUUUAGAAAAAAUAAAGACAAUUAUUUAAUUAA